AUAGGCUAGAGAGGCGGGGCGAAGUCCUGGCGCGGAGGUUUGAAUCUACGCGAAGUGUUUCUUUCCCGUUGCUCAAUCAUGGCCGAGUUUGGGGAUCCUGCCCAGGCGGAGCAAUACCGGAGCUAUGUUUCCAGAGGGAAGCAGGAAGCGAGAGAGGGCAAUCUGGAAGAAUCCAUCAGAUUAUUCAAACAAGCCCUUGAAAUCCAUCGCAGCGAAAAGCUGAUAAAGAAUAUAGCGAAACUAGAGGAGGCCCUGGCUUCACUGGUCCUGGAUCAGGAGGAGGAUGAUGACUUUGUGGAUGUGUGCGGGAGCGGACUCAUGCUGUACAAGGACAUGCAUGAGAAGCUGUUUGAGCACCAGAGAGAAGGCGUUGCUUUCUUGUACCGUCUGUACAGAGAGGGAAAGAAAGGUGGGAUCUUAGCAGACGACAUGGGCUUAGGCAAAACUAUUCAAGUCAUUGCUUUCCUCUCAGGCAUGUUUGAUGCAGAACGGGUGCGAUCCGUGCUGCUCGUUGUGCCAACCACCCUCGUCAGCAACUGGGUGCGAGAGUUUGCCAGCUGGACUCCGGGACUGCGCACGAAAGUCUUCCACGGGACCUCCAAGGCUGAGCGCACCAGAAAUCUAGAACGGAUCCAGACGCGGAACGGAGUCUUGGUCACGACGUACAACAUGCUUCUGAACAACUGGCAGCACCUCGCUAGUUUCCGGGGCAAGGGGUUUGUCUGGGACUACGUCAUCCUCGAUGAAGCCCAUAAGAUCAAAAGCCCCUCCUCCAAAACCACAAAGGCGGCGCACGCCAUCCUUUCUAAAAACCGUGUUCUGCUCACAGGAACGCCGGUCCAAAACAACCUGAAAGAACUGUGGGCCCUCUUUGAUUUUGCUUGUCAAGGUUCCCUCCUAGGGACCAGCAAAACCUUCAAGAUGGAGUAUGAAAAUCCCAUCACGCAAGCGAGGGCGAAAGAUGCCACGCCAGGAGAGAAAGCGCUGGGGUAUAAGAUGUCUGAAAAUUUGAUGUACAUCAUCCAGCCCUAUUUCCUAAGACGGAGCAAAGAGGAUCUCCAGAAGAAAGCGCUAAAAAGCAGCCUUCCUGAAAAUCAGAGUAACGGCGCUGCUCCUGCCAUGCCUUCUCUUCCCAGAAAAAAUGACUUCAUUGUGUGGGUUUACUUGGCACCCGUCCAAGAGGAAAUCUAUAGGAAAUUCCUCUCCUUGGACCAUAUCAAGGAGGUGUUGAUGACCACACGUUCCCCGCUGGCUGAACUGAAUAUCCUGAAAAAGCUGUGUGAUCACCCCAGGCUUCUGUCCGCGCGGGCAUGUAGUCAACUUGGUCUAGAAGCGUCCGGUUAUAAUGAACUGGAUGGCAGUGAGAAUGAAGCUGACGCGCGUCUGAGCAUUGACAAGAACAUCGAGCAUGUUUCUGAUGAGAUUUUGAUGAAGGAAUCUGGAAAGUUAGGUUUCCUUGUGACCCUGCUGGAGAGGCUGCAACGGGAAGGACACAGAACGCUGGUUUUUUCCCAGUCGAGAAAAAUGCUGGAUAUUAUCGAGCGCAUCUUAAGGCGCCGGUGCUUUAAAUUCAUGCGCAUUGACGGGACAGUGACUCAUUUGACGGAACGAGAGAAAAGGAUCAGUGUGUUUCAGAAUAACAGGGAUGUCUCUGUCUUUUUGCUGACGACUCAAGUAGGCGGGAUCGGCUUGACCUUAACAGCUGCUACCAGGGUGGUGAUUUUUGAUCCUAGCUGGAAUCCAGCGGUGGACGCUCAAGCCGUGGACAGGGCUUACAGAAUCGGACAACAAGAAAACGUUGUGAUCUAUCGGCUCAUCACCUGCGGAACCGUAGAAGAGAAAAUCUACAGAAGGCAGAUCUUCAAGGACGCUCUAAUACGGCAAACCACUGGGGACAAAAAGAACCCAUAUAGAUAUUUCACUAUGCAAGAACUUCGAGAGCUCUUCACGCUGGAAGAUACUCGUAGUUCGUCCACACAGCUUCAGCUGCAGUCUUUGCAUGCUACUCAAAGGAAGACGGAUAGUCGUCUGGAUGAGCACAUUGCGUACCUCCACUCCCUGGAUAUAUUUGGCCUCUCCGACCAUGACCUUAUGUACGCGCAUGAAACGGUCCAUGAGGAUGAAGCUGAGAACGAAGAUGCCUACAGGUACAUAGAGCACAGAGUCCAGAAAGCGCAAGAGUUGGUACAGCUGGAAUCGCAACUGAAGGAGCAGCUGUUGGGGAACAUUCAAAACUCAACCGAAGGGGCGUGGCUGAAAGAAAUGGAAUCGGCCACUCAGCCAAAGAGGAAACUGCAGAAGGCUCCUCAGAACCAUUCGCUUGUCCCCCCGGCAUCCAUUGAACCCACCAAUGCUGAAGUUGUCAAUCUUGUAACUGAAGAGGAUGACAAUGACUAUGAUGAAGUUAUCAACAUCAGCUCCAAAAUAACAAGUCUGCUUAUUGAGGAUGUAGCUGAAGAGCAGAUGCUUCUGGGCACAUCUAAUUUGAGCAGGUCACCCUCCAGAAGUCUAGUUGUUGAGGAUGUGGCUGAAGAGCAGAUGCUUCAGGAUGCAUCUAAUUUGAGCAGGUCAUCCUCCAAAAGUCUGGUUGUUGAGGAUGUGGCUGAUGAGCACAUACUUCAGGAUGUAUCUAAUCUGAGCAGGUCACCCUUCAAGAAGAAAGGACGCCGAUCAAGCCGUUUACAUGCACCUAAGCGAGAAUGUGAUCCAAGCAACAUAUCCCCAUUUCUUGAUGCUCCCUCACCUGACAAGGAAAACUGCAGUCCAGAAUCUAACGUGAUCUCCCAUUACCCAGCUUCCCAAGAGGCGGACAAGGAUCAAAUGCUUUGGAACAAAACUAACAUGGAGAUACCACUCUGUAAGGAUGAAGGCAGAGAAUCAGUUGAUUUACAAGAAUAUGGGCAAAACCAGAAAGUGAGCACUGUAGAGUCUUCUCAUCCUAUCGAUUCCUUAUCUAUUGAGGAAAACUGCAGGUCUGGAUCUUCUGUGACCUCUGGUGAUCCACCUGCCGAGGGAAUCAGCAAACCGGAAGAUGCCCAAAUGGUGUCGUUUCAGCAGUCCUUUGAAUAUGUUUCUGGAGAUGAGAAGCCACAGGCCCAAGCUGAAAUGUCUCUCAAUGUUCCUACGACCCCAUUUGGAAAGGCACGUGAAAUGAAUUUGCUGGAUGCGGCAACGUCGUUUCAGCUGCAGACCCAUAAAAUGUCAGAGGGGAGUGCAGUGCAGAAAUCCGGAACGGAUGAAAAGGCGUUGGGACGUGAAGGCUUUGCUGCUCCUCUUUCAUUCCAGGCUGAUUUCAACCUUAUUUUGGAGUCUUCCAAAGAGGAGCUACAAGACAGAUCAACUAAAGAAAUGUCACUGGAGGAGGAUAUAGAAAACGAGGGAUUUCAGCUGAAACUGGACAUGUCUAUGUCUCACUCUUGGGGAGGAGAAAACAGAAGUGGGAGAAGCCUCCAGGUUAGCAAAAGUCUGGGUUCUGUGCUUGCGGACAACUCUAGAGCCUCUGAUGGGUUGAUGGACAACAGCGAGACCUCUUUCACCUAUAAGAAGAAACCUGCGAGAAGAAUCAUUUCAGAUGAUGAAGAGGAAGAUGAGAGUCUUCUAACAGAACGGAAUGAGAGUGAGCGUCGCAGAGAGACAUCUGCCAUGAACCCUCUGAAUGGAAACUAUAUGUCAACCCCAAAGUCCGAGAGACCUCUGGCCGAUCUUUGUUUCUCUCCGAUGGUGAACAGCGGGAAAAGGAGGUCUAUUGCUUCCCGGCGAUCCCUUGCCAAUCUUGUUUUCGAUGAGGUGGAAGACAUGGUAGAAACCGUCGAAUAUACUCAUGAUCUGAUGAACUUAGAAAGUGAAUUAACCCGAGGGGACAGUGCUCAGGAGCUGAUGGAGUUAGAAGAGGAACUGCUGGAUGACGAGUCAACCUCUGAGAACAGCUUGAGUUGUGCGGGCUCUCCAGGGGAUUGAGUUUUCUUUUUGACUCUCCUGAAGAAAAAACCACCCUGAUUUUUUCAUGUUGCCUAGGAGAAAAGGCAACCCCACGCUUUCUUGAGCUGCCCAACCGGCUCAGAUGUUCUUCAAUGGUUUGUACUGUUGUUUCAGAGGGAAGAAACGAAAAUUGUACCAUCCUUUGGAUCCUGAGCUGUACCUUGAAAUGUGGAAGGGAAGGAUCUUGUUCCCCCUUGAAGACUCACCUGCAUUGUUGGGCAUAAGCUCUUGUGGAAUGUGAUCCAGAUAUAUCUGAUGAAGUGGGUUACUAACCCUGUAAGGGCUUACGCCAAGUAAAAUCUAUUAUCAUUCGAGUGCCACAAGACUCGUUUGUUCUUGAUGCAUCAGACCACAGGGACACCUCGGAUAUCUUACAUCAAUGCACUUUUUUUUUAAUGCAUAACAUUUCACAGAUUAUGGGGAAGCUAUAACAGAUUUGCACCUGCUUGGCAGUUUUGUGCAGGAGAAGUGGGAAGAUGGAUGUUCUUGCUGAUGGGAAUGUUUUCCAGGAAUUCUUCUCCAGAGAGUAAGACUAUGUUUGGUUUAUUUUGGUGCGCAGUCUGCCUCCAAGUCAGAUCAUUGCGACUUUUAAGAAAAAAUAGUUGCUGUUGGUUAAAAAUACAGUUCCUUUUACCUUGCAAA
Pogona vitticeps (central bearded dragon) is the source of this 4620-nucleotide messenger RNA. RefSeq names its product DNA excision repair protein ERCC-6-like. The record is from RefSeq and is a predicted model, not a curated record. Gene Ontology annotation, molecular function: ATP binding; protein binding; DNA translocase activity. Lineage: Eukaryota; Metazoa; Chordata; Lepidosauria; Squamata; Agamidae.